Tupaia belangeri chinensis (Chinese tree shrew) is the source of this 1715-nucleotide messenger RNA. RefSeq names its product chromosome unknown C9orf153 homolog (gene CUNH9orf153). Lineage: Eukaryota; Metazoa; Chordata; Mammalia; Scandentia; Tupaiidae. The transcript is spliced from 4 exons. Bases 128 to 922 code for a protein of 264 amino acids. The record is from RefSeq and is a predicted model, not a curated record.
UAUGGGCCAGGCUUUGGACUGCCGGAUGGAUGAGACCCAGCCUCUGCCCUCGGAGCCAGAGAUCCACAGCAGAGAUGGCCGCGUGAGCAGGUGACUGCAGAGAAUUAGAGAAUAAAAUCUCAGCACAAUGUUUUUCACUGGAGAUGUCAAUCUACCCAAGGUCAGCUGGGAUGAAGCCCUUUCUAAAUGUUCGCUGCCAGAAUUAUAUACAUCCGUUGAGAAUUUUAACAAGAGGAGAAAGAAAUUAAACCUCCUGAAAACGCAUGGUAUUUUACUCAAUGAAGCACAGAAAACACUUACUAAGAACCUGAAUGCCAUGAAUGGAACUGAUAUGAGAGAAGAAGAUCCCCAGCCUGUUUUCAUGUGCAGGGUGGUUAAAAAAGAAGAAAAGAAGAAGCCAGAAUCCAUGGCUGACCUCCUCCACCACAGUUUGCUGACGGGCUCGCUCUCUGCUGUCGAGAGGCUGACCAGGUCCCAGCAGAGACUGGCUCAGUACGGGAUCCAGGCUCCCGCUCACACGUUCCCUUACAGCAUUCUCACUGAUCACACUGACGCUUUGCCACAGGCUGACGUCCACAGGAAGAGUCUGAGCACCAAAAUCUUAUUCAAGCUAGGCCUUUGCAGUCCCAUCUCAAAGUUUACCUUUGAAGAUAAAGUUCCUAAAUACUUCUUAAUUGACCCAGAAAAACAAUUCUUGGAUCUAAGAGACCUGGAGUGGAGAUACUUUAAGGGGCUUGCAAAGUGGAGGCGCGUUCCUUCCAUUUCAUUCAUGGACAUACAGUAUGACAGUGAGAAGAGGUUCGUGGAGAGCCAGGACAUGCCUGGUGUUAUUUUCCCCCCUCUAGUCUGGAAGUCUUUAACCAUUUAUCCUCAAAUUGAUUAUCAAAAAGAAGGAACUUACUCUCUUAAAUGGAAUACGUAGUUUGUUAAAAUAUCUUAGACAUAGAUUUUCGCUCUGAGAUAAUGGACUUUGUACAUAAAAAGCAAAGACGUAGAGGUACCCUCAAUGCCAUCUGAAUUGAGUCUAGACAACACGUCAGUUAAGUCUCAACAGUAACCAUUGAUACAAUCUACCCUUACUACGAAGUAUAAGAUUGAAGAUAUUCUGCUAAUUUAAGGCCUGGUACGGAUUUGUGAAAGCCAUUUGGACGGGACUGAAGCAAAUGCCGACCGAACAUUUAUGUGAAAAGAAAUGAUGCAUAUGAAGGAGACUUCCCAAAGAAGAUUAGCUCUUUAAGAGAUUUUAAGUACCUAAGGACAUCCAUCAUCAUAAAAAAAAAUAAUUGGUAAAUUUAAUCAAUGGAAGAAUUAUUCUGGGGAUAUGGAAGUCAGUCUAAGAACUUUAAAAUAAUAUGUUGAAUGCUCAAAGACGUAAGGAAUGCUGUACCAUUCAUGAAACAACAACAGUAAGGUUUGAAAAGGAACAAAUUGGAAAUCUUGGGAAAAUAUUGGAAAGCAUAAUGAUGAUGGCCCUUAAUAAGUUACCCUAAUGCUACACCGAAUACAUCUGAAGAGAGGGGACGAAUGGUUCGACGACAGCACUGGAAACCUGCUAGGUCAGAGCACAGUAAGAUAAAGGAGGAAGCUCCUUUCUCCAUUCUCCUCUCAGGAUCUUGGGCACGCACGCACACGCGCCUGGCAUGAGUUUUAAGCCACCGGAUCCGGGACGCAAACUGCAGUCAACUAUGUGGGGGUCCAGCUAGUUGGAGGUAAUG